UUCCGCAGCGGGCAGAGGCCAGGGGAGUCCCAGUGGCUCCCGUUAACGAAUUAACUCGCUAAUGAGGGUGGGCUCGGCAGGGCCUGUGUCCCCCCCCGGCCGCCGCCUCCUCCUCCCCCGGAGGGGGGCAGUGACAGGCGGCGGCUCCUGCCCCAUGUGACUGGGGAGCGGCUGCCCCCGUCCAUGGCUUGGCCUCCCCCGGGCAGCAGCAGCUCCGGCUCCCGGGGAGGAGGGGCAGGAGCUGCUGCUCCAUGGGGAGGAAGGGCAGCCCUCGAUCCCCCCAGGCGGAGGGGGGAUCCCGGGCCGCCUCCCCCCCCCCCUUCCUCCUCCUCCUCCUCCUCCUCCCCGCUCUGGGCCUUGCCCGAGGAGCUGCUGCUCCUCAUCUGCUCCUACCUGGACGCGCAGGCCUUGGGCCGCCUGGGCCAGGUCUGCCGCCGCCUGCGCUUCUUCACUAGCCGCGAUGUCCUCUGGAGGCGCAUAGCCCGCGGCUGCCUCAACUCCGGCUUCACCCAGCUCGGCACCGACCUAGCAGCUGACGUUCCAGUGAAAGAAAGGGUGAAAGUCUCUCAGAACUGGAAGCACGGGCGCUGCCGGAGGGAGAUACUGCUGAAAUGGAAACACAACUUGAUGCCCUGGAUGGAGCUAGAUGGCGAGUAUUUGUACCUGUCUCAAGCUGAAAACAUUGAGGCCUACCGGCUCUGUCCAAAUAGUACAGGUUUGCAGCGCCACCCUCAAGCUAUCUUCUCUGGCCACCAGGAGGACGUGUGUCGCUUUGUUCUUGUCAACUCCCACGUCGUCAGUGGAGGGGGGGAUGGGAAUAUUGUCCUUCACAAGAUCCAUGGCUCCUACAGUGUCAAGUUUUCUGCACAUGAACAGGAAGUGAACUGUGUGGACUUUCAAGGUGGCCUCAUUGUGAGCGGCUCCCGGGACAGAACAGCAAAGGUCUGGUCCCUGUCCACGGGCAGAGUUGGGCAGUGUCUACACACAGUGCAGACAGAGGAUCGAGUGUGGUCCAUUGCUAUCAGCCCAUUAUUAAGCUCAUUUGUGACGGGGACAGCCUGCUGUGGACAUACCUCUCCUCUGAGAAUCUGGGACUUUGAGAGUGGUCAGCUGUUGACUUGCUUAGGGACCGAUUUCCACCGUGGAGCUGGAGUCCUUGAUGUCUUCUACGAAACGCCCUCGCUUCUCCUUUCAUGUGGGUAUGACACGUACAUCCGCUACUGGGACAUACGGACCAGCACUAGGAAAUGCGUCCAGGAGUGGGAAGAACCCCACGACAGUGCCCUAUACUGCUUAAGGAGUGAUGGGAACCAUAUGAUUGCCAGUGGCUCUUCUUACUAUGGCGUGGUGCGCCUCUGGGAUAAGCGGCAGACUCGGUGCCUGCAGAGCUUUCACCUGUCUUCACCCACCAGCAGCCCUGUGUACUGCCUCCGCUUCAGUACCACUCAUCUGUAUGCUGCUUUGGCAUCAGCCCUGCACGUCCUAGACUUCACAACCCCUUGAGGAGCACCACAGCUAUUUCUGGUCACCCCAACUCAGCAGAAUUGACACUUGGCUCAGGGAAUUGCAGGGCAGAAGAGGUGAGAGUGGCCCCUGAGACUUCUCAAGGGAUUCUUUGCCUGCCACAAAGAUAUGUUCAAGAGUGUACAAAGGGCCAGACUUUCUCCACCUCACCUGCCCUUUAGUGGAAAUAAAGGCUGACUGUCCUUUACCCUUUUUAUUUUGUACAAGUCAGGGUUUUUUUAACUGUGGUUUUUUUUCUUUCUGUGGAUACAGCAUUUGAGGGGCAGGUUGAGGUGGAAUGCCCCAUCAGCUGUGUGUGCUGGUCAUUCAAGAUCAGACAAGCUCUGAGCCAUGUGAAGCAAAUCUAGAUCGUGGAGGGGGGUGCAGUGUUUUGGCAAAAGGGGAGGUGCCUGGAGCAGGGCCUACCUCUCACCUGUGCUUGCUGUCCUGACAGCUGCUUGUGUUGUCCUUCAAAGUCAAGAGCAAGAACUGAGCUAAAAGGCAGAGCCAGUCCUGCUUUCAGCAUAUUCCUCCCCAACCUGGCCAUCAGGUCGGGCUAUGCACUUGGCAGGGCUGAACAGUCCCAUUUUGCUAAAUAAAACACUGAAGGGAAACAGAAAA
Molecule: messenger RNA, 2124 nt
Organism: Rhea pennata
Lineage: Eukaryota; Metazoa; Chordata; Aves; Rheiformes; Rheidae
Gene: FBXW4
Product: F-box and WD repeat domain containing 4
Exons: 9
Coding region: 184-1503 (439 amino acids)
Biological process (GO): SCF-dependent proteasomal ubiquitin-dependent protein catabolic process
Cellular component (GO): SCF ubiquitin ligase complex
Molecular function (GO): protein binding
Source: RefSeq, a predicted model, not a curated record